AUGGCAAAGCUUCAGUUCCUCGCUGCGCUUGCCUGUGCUGCAGUGGCCGAGGCCUGCAACAAAAACUCAGACUGUGCGAGCAACUGGUGCGACGGCGGCACUUUCUUCUCGUCUGGCCGGUGUAAGCCACGGAGGGCAGAUGGCGAAAGAGCUGUAGGCAGUUGGCCGAGCUACGACUACAACAUCUGCCUUGCCGGGCGUGGUCAGUGCGGUAUAUGUGGCGCUCGGGUUCCGGAUGGUAGCGCCUGCACCGCGAACAGCGACUGCGUGUCGGACUGGUGCGAAGGUUUUGGCAGCUGCAGCGGGGUGUGCAAAGGGCGCAAGGCUGAUGGGACCAGGAUUGUUUGCGACAGCCUCUCUAUUACCACGGGCGGCUGCGAUUACAAUCAAUGCGAAGCCCGCGCAGGCAAGUGCGGAGUGUGCGGGCGCACUGUGGUGGAUGGUUCGACUUGCUCAGAGAAUUCUGACUGCAGCAGUGGCUGGUGCGAGGGUGUCCCAUCAGCCGGCUGUCAAGGCACCUGCCGGCCCAAGAAGGACGAUGGGUAUCGGCUGGAGUGUAAUGACCCCACGAAAGUCACUUCAGGGGGUUGCGAUUACAACCAGUGCAAAGCCUCCGAAGGCAGAUGUGGAGUCUGUGGUCGCAAGGUUCCUACUGGAACUGCCUGUUCCCAGGAAAGUGACUGCGUAAGCAACGUGUGCCGCUUGCCCGCAGGUGUUCUCGGCACUUCUCUGGGCUGUAAUGGUCUGUGCGCCGAGCCCUUGCCUGAUGGGUCUAUGUUGCCACGACUGACGUGGCCCAUCGAUGGAGCAUUCUAUGACUAUUCUGAAUGUUCUUCCAGGACUGGCAUCUGUGGGGUUUGUGGCAAUCGGGCGGGUGAAGGUGCGAAAUGUUCAGCAACAGCAGACUGCGCAGAGGAUCUUUGUUGCGGUGGCCUUCUUGAAGGUCGCAUUUCCGUCAACUGCCAGGGCACUUGCGUCAAAAAGACCCCAAGUGCUUGCCAAAGCUUGGUGGACAUGAGCGCUCUGACCGAAGUGGUGGAGAGUUUCGUGAAGUUCGCUCGAGAUUUCGGCCAGUGCAUGAUCGAGGAGGUGGUUGAACCGUACCUGGAGGACGAGUACGGCUGCAGAUUCAGCGCCUCCCCCCAAAAGAUGACGGCCUCCCUCACCUGCACGCAGCUCGACCCCGAUAGGGCGCGUCGCCUGGCGGCCCGGGAUGAGACGGGAUCCUGGGCCCGGCGCUUUGGCUACGCCGAUGCCAGGGACGCCAGGGCAGCCCGGGAGCUUCCGUCGGUAUACCGACUCGGAGGCCAGCCAGGCCCAGGAGGGCGGCAGCUUUUGGGGAUUGGGUCGGCGGAGGAGCCCUCUACCAGCCAGCUGGGCUGCAGAGAGACCCAGUACUGCAACGCCGGAGCCGUCCUCAGCGUUGUCGCCAGCAUCGACUUCAAGCCGAAAGUCUCCAUCGACAUUGACACCACGGCGAGGACUGCAACGAUCAGCUUGGAGGGGGACGUGACUGGUACGGCCGGGGUCGGGGCCCUUGCCGGCGGCUCCUGCACCUACGAAAAGGAGCUCUUCUUCCCGAGCGCACCGAAGCCUGUGGCCACCUACUGCCUCUAUGCAGUGUGUGUCACUGUCCUGAUUCAAGGCUCUGUUAAGUUGGCGGUCGAGGGGGAGUUACAGGCCACCGCCAGCGCGGAGUACCACACGGUCUACAGGGUCGGUGGCCAGACAACUUUGGAGCUUUCGUCGACAAACCUCGAUCAGAGUGCCAACGCGGCCAUUACAGCAGACCGUGUCAGUGACCACUGGAGCCUGAAUGCAGUAGGUUCGAUGUCAGCUGCAAUCUCGGUAACGGUGGGUCCCGUCGUUACGAUCCUCGUGGUCCCCGGCACUUUUGCCACCUUGCAUCCUUUCGUCAUGGCUCAAGCCUCCCUCUUCGGCACCAUGAAGUUUGAGAAAGCUUCUGCCAGUGAGGCCCCGGAGGGCAUCACAGCCGUCUCCUGGCCCGUCUCCUCUGAGGUCUGCACCGACGAGGCCUCGAAGCAGAGCCUGGCGAAGCGACAGUUCACCCAGCAGAGGCCGGGCACGGAAACGACAAGUUCUGGCAACGCCACCAGCGGACAAGGCUUCACCUUGGCCACCGACCUCCUCGACACCGACGGGCAGUGCUUCGCCGUGGGCUGGAACGCCGUGGUGGGCGUCAGGGCUACGGUUCUCGGACCUCCUCCGGGCCUCCAGGACCUCACCCAGGUUCUGAGCGCGGUCAGCAGCGAGCUGACAGACUCGCUCACGAAGUUCUCUCUAGGAUCCACAGCGGCACUGGGUGCGGUGAACUGUGUUGGCAGAUGGAUUACGGGCGAUGAGAACUUUGACAUGGUGGCAGCCGGCCUGAAUGCUGCAGUUCAGGGACUGUUGGGCAAGAUCCCGACCAGCAGCUUGGAUGAGCUGCCCGUGUUUGAGACCGAGGCCUGCUUUGACAUGUACAAGGCCAGUGUCGGAGAAGGUUGCUUGUGCUCCGUGGGCUGCGCUCGCAGGGAGGAGGAUGCCAGCUGCGCUCCCAAGGAUGGGAGCGCAAACCUCGCGUGUCAGACCGGCGGCACGUUCCUUUGCUUCUUGCUUGCUGCCUGGUCUUCCCUCCUAAGGAGGAUCUGA
This is a messenger RNA of Symbiodinium sp. CCMP2592, 2652 nucleotides long. Lineage: Eukaryota; Dinophyceae; Suessiales; Symbiodiniaceae. The record is from the annotation of a GenBank genome assembly.